AUGGCGAAAUUUCUGGAACCUAAUACUUUGGUCGAAAAAACACAUGACGUUAAGGAAAUAACUUUGUUAUGUAAAAUUGUGUCACAGUUUGUUGAAGUUCUUAUUGUGACGAUGGGGGAUAAAGGAGUUAUAACAGUUACAAAAAAUAUUAAUAAUAAAAAUGAAACUCAUAACAAAAUUCUCGAAGUACGCAGUUACACGGUACAUAAAUUGAACAAUGUUGAUAAUGUAUCCGGUGCGGGUGACUGUUUUGCCAGUGGGUUUGUUCAUGGUGUUUUAUUGGGUUAUUCCGAACCAUAUUGCGUAUCUUUAGGAUUCGAAGCAGCUAAAUCAGCGUUAUUAUGCGAAAGCACAGUGCCACCUGAAUUUCAAAUUCCCUCAAAUAUGAUAGAUAGGUUGUGA
Molecule: messenger RNA, 402 nt
Organism: Parnassius apollo (apollo)
Lineage: Eukaryota; Metazoa; Arthropoda; Insecta; Lepidoptera; Papilionidae
Source: the annotation of a GenBank genome assembly